AUGUAUGUUGCUACAGCGGAACGGACAGGCCGUCUGUCCGUGUGCCGUGGCUGCGAUGUGGUCAUCAACGACCAAUACAUCCUACGCGUGGCGCCGGACAUGGAGUGGCACGCCGCGUGUCUCAAGUGUGCCGACUGUCACAUGUUCCUGGACGAGUAUUGCACCUGCUUCGUCAGGGAGGGUCGUACCUACUGCAAGCGUGACUAUGUUAGACUGUUCGGUGCCAAGUGCGACAAGUGUGUGCAGAUGUUCGAUCGGAAAGAUCUCGUGAUGAGGGCGCGAUCUAAAAUAUAUCACCUCGACUGUUUCAGAUGCGUGGCGUGCGGAAAACAACUGCUCCCCGGCGACGAGUUCGCGUUACGAGACGAUGGCUUGUACUGCAAACAAGACUUCGACGCCAUCGAGAAGAAAGCUAAUGCCGAGAACAACAACACCACCAACAUCAACCACAAUGAAGUCAAAGCAACGGAGAGUAAACCGCUGCGCAAGGAGAGACGAGAGGGCAAGACAACGAGGGUAAGGACCGUGCUGAACGAGAAGCAGCUUCAGACCCUCAGAGUCUGGUACCAGAACAAGCGCUUCAAGGACAAGAGGCGAGCUAGGAUAGAGCAGCAGAGGGCUCUGAGACCGCAGACCCCAUCCCAAAACACGACAACGCCCUUUGUCAACCACGAACACCUCUGCGCUCGCCUUACUCUGCAGGAGAAACAGAUGGUACUGCAAGGUUUAUCAGGAGUGCCUAUGGUCGCUUCUUCCCCCCAGCGACACGACGGAGGCCCUCUUGCAGGAGUGUCAGGCCCUGUUGAUGUUACAGGGUAUCACCCGCCAUGGAAAGCACUCACGGAGUUCGCUCAUGCUCAUGACCCCGACAGAAUUGAUCCUUUGAUACACCAGCAGUAUCAACAACUCAUGUCGCAGAUGCACGGUUUUGGUACGGAGAUGAUCCCAGCUUCUGAGAUACUGUGCCAGCCGAGCCAUCCCCUGGUAACCCACUUGCACCCCCAACAACCUCCCCAACCUCCGUUGCAUGAUGCUGGCACGAGCAUAACUUCAACUUGUUAUCUGUCAUGUAGACUAUGA
Molecule: messenger RNA, 1080 nt
Organism: Hyalella azteca
Lineage: Eukaryota; Metazoa; Arthropoda; Malacostraca; Amphipoda; Hyalellidae
Product: insulin gene enhancer protein ISL-1
Exons: 7
Coding region: 1-1080 (359 amino acids)
Biological process (GO): positive regulation of transcription by RNA polymerase II; axonogenesis; neuron fate specification
Cellular component (GO): nucleus
Molecular function (GO): DNA-binding transcription factor activity, RNA polymerase II-specific; cis-regulatory region sequence-specific DNA binding
Source: RefSeq, a predicted model, not a curated record